UAGCGCGUCAGUGUUAAACACUCCAGCAUGGCGCCCUGACAGCAAAACAACACAAACAUACAGGAUUAAAUAGAUGAACAACUUGCGUUUUGUUCCCAACAUCCACUAGUUUGUCAACAUUUCCCAGCAAUACACAUUUUUACGUACCUUCGAUGAUGCCGUCUGCUUGUGAUUCUCUUGUUGAUGAUAUUGAGGAUAUGGUGACUUCUCAUGAGCCCACUCCUCAUGAGCGCCAGUUUGCCCGCAGGAGCAUUGUGCCACGUGCACGGAAGCACAAGCAACAAUCUGUAGGUGAAGAACUUAAGGCAGACAGUGUAAUUCCAGGCACACAGAAGGUCUGGGUGAGGACAUGGGGUUGCUCUCACAACAACUCUGAUGGAGAAUACAUGGCUGGACAGUUGGCUGCCAGUGGCUAUAAAAUAACAGAGGAUUCAUCUGAUGCUGAUCUGUGGUUGCUGAACAGCUGCACAGUGAAAAACCCUGCAGAAGAUCACUUUAGGAACUCCAUCAAGAAAGCACAGGAGCAGGAUAAGAAGGUGGUUUUAGCAGGAUGUGUGCCACAGGCUCAGCCCAGGAUGGACUACCUCAAAGGCCUGAGUAUCAUCGGGGUCCAACAGAUUGAUAGAGUGGUGGAGGUGGUGGAUGAGACUGUCAAAGGUCACUCCGUGCGUCUGCUGGGUCAGAAGAAGGAGAAGGGGAAGCGUUUGGGAGGAGCGCGCCUGGAUUUGCCAAAGAUUAGGAAGAACCCGCUGAUUGAAAUCAUUUCCAUCAAUACUGGCUGUUUAAAUGCUUGCACAUACUGCAAAACCAAGCACGCCAGAGGCGAUCUGGCCAGUUACCCCAUAGAGGAGCUUGUUGAGAGAGCCAGACAGUCCUUCCAGGAGGGGGUUUGUGAGAUUUGGUUGACCAGUGAAGACACCGGAGCAUACGGCAGAGAUAUUGGCACCGACCUUCCGUCGCUGCUCUGGGAACUGGUGAAGGAAAUACCAGAGGGCGCAAUGCUUCGCCUGGGCAUGACCAACCCACCAUAUAUCCUGGAACAUCUAGAGGAAAUGGCAAAAAUCCUGAACCACCCACGGGUCUACGCCUUCCUCCAUGUGCCCGUCCAAUCAGCAUCUGACAGCGUUCUGAUGGACAUGAGGAGAGAGUACUGCUGUGCUGACUUCAAGCGUGUCGUAGACUUCUUAAAGGAGAAGGUUCCAGGUAUCACCAUUGCCACUGACAUCAUCUGCGGGUUCCCAGGAGAAACGGAUGAGGACUUUGAACAGACGAUGGAACUGGUGAGGGAGUAUCGCUUUCCCAGCCUCUUCAUAAACCAGUUUUACCCAAGACCUGGAACUCCGGCUGCCAGGAUGGAGCAAGUUCCAGCACAAGUGAAAAAACUAAGAACCAAAGAGCUGUCCGCGCUUUUCCAUUCGUACAACCCAUACGACCACAAGGCACUGAUCUAUAUAAAUGACUGGAUUGCACCUAGAACGCUAAACCAAUGGCAGGAGGUGAAGCCACCGGAAGCGAUCGCGCCGCCAUCUUGGCAUCUACUCUCGAGCAUCUUUGGUCCAGCACCUGGAUUCGUUUGGCCAACCAGAAUCAAGAUAACAGCUAACAUCGUCUUUUUUGGUCCUUGGGCCAACCAGAAUCAAGAUAACAGCUACAUCAUCGUCUUUUUUGGUCCUUGGGCCAACCAGAAUCAAAAUAACAGCAUUGUCUUUUUUUGGUCCUUGGGCCAACCAGAAUCAAAAUAACAGCAUCGUCUUUUUUUGGUCCUUGGGCCAACCAGAAUCACGCGUUCUAAAUGUCAUGUUUGCGCCCGUGAAAAGCAUUGCUGAAAGGGACGAACGCAAAAUGUCUGUCAAAGAGAAAAUGGCGUUAGGAAGAUGCACCUCUCAGAAAACGUUUACAAAUGAAGAUCAUUUUAGAUGUUUAAUUACGACCUGUAGCAUUGGGAUCGCGAGACGAGGUUCAAUUUAAUUAUUUUUUAUGAAAAUCUCAUAUUCGACCAUAAUCCAUAUUUUUCAAAAAUAUUGUCAUGCGAUUAGCUGCUGCUAGAUAGCUGUCAUGUGGUGCACUUAAAAAAACUUAUGCAGGCCAAAAGCCUGAAGAAAAUGACAAUAAAACCUACUCACCAAUCCCCCCCCCCCCCGUAUGGCUGUCACCUUUUUCACCUCUUCCCAGUUUGCAGGUCUGGUUUAUUUUGGGUAGAAUAGCGACGUGUAGAAAUCAAUGUAGGUGAGUGUGUAUACACACUGUUGUAAUGGCACAUGUGUAAAUGUUCAGAAAUAAAGCUUCAUACAGCCUGCAUUUAUCUGUAUUUAAAUUUGAUAUUAAGCACAUUUGUUGUCAUGUUGAGGUGUCUCGUUAGUCUGCUAAUGAAAAUGAACGUAACUCAAUCUAUAUGUAGUAAGACGGGAAAAUUCUCUACUUUAAAUAAUUAACCAUUAACAUGAUUAAGACAUUUGCAUUGUAAGAAUGUACUGUGAGAUUUUAGAUAUAAAAACAGGGACUGGUAAGUUACUGUUUUAUCAUUAAUAUGUGAUAACUCCCUAUUCAUUUAAUAGAACGUUUGGGCAUACCAACAUUGAGGUGCUGUAGCUUCAGUGUAAUGACGUCAUGAGCAAUCCAGUCAUUUAUAUAGAUCAGUGGUUGCAGGAGAGUGAGCUUCAGGUUGCCAUGGAGAUGAGAGGGAAGCAACAGAUGAACACAUAAAUGAAACAAACAUAAUUCUUGACUAAAUGAAGGUCAUUUUAUACCUUUGGCUUUUAUGGGCUCUUAAAUAAAUUAUUACAUAUUUUGUUUAUUUGCUUGUUUUUAUAAUGAAAACAUACAGUGUCACAUUUAUGUUUACUUGUUAAAAUACUUGAAUAAAUCAA
Triplophysa rosa is the source of this 2867-nucleotide messenger RNA. It is a transcript of the gene cdkal1, whose product is annotated as CDK5 regulatory subunit associated protein 1-like 1. Gene Ontology annotation, biological process: tRNA methylthiolation. Lineage: Eukaryota; Metazoa; Chordata; Actinopteri; Cypriniformes; Nemacheilidae. The record is from RefSeq and is a predicted model, not a curated record. Gene Ontology annotation, molecular function: 4 iron, 4 sulfur cluster binding; tRNA (N(6)-L-threonylcarbamoyladenosine(37)-C(2))-methylthiotransferase activity. The coding region runs from base 153 to 1742 and encodes 529 amino acids. Gene Ontology annotation, cellular component: endoplasmic reticulum. The transcript has 14 exons.